CAUUUGACCCUCCCAAGGCCAUCCCCACAAAAAAAGACCCAUUUCUCUCCUCAAAACCAACAAAAACCACUUUUCGUUUUCGCUCUCAAUUCGAAUUUUCUUCCAUUUCUCUCUUCGUUUUCUAUUCUCAUUUGAAUCUGACUUUCGGAUAAUUGUGUUUCGUUGUGGUGUUGCGUUGAUUUUGCGACGAAAAACCCAGAGUGAAAAAUGGAUGCGGCCAUGGGAUUGAUGAGGAGAAUGCCUCCAAAGCACUCCGAAACUGCUCUUUCGGCUCUCCUUACUCUCUUACCCCACCAUUCUUCCGAUCUACUUUCCCAGGUUGACCAGCCUCUUCAGUUCUCAAGUUUUCUGAAGGAGAAAUCACAACAUCUACAGGUUCUAUGUGAUGUGGACAAUGGGAAGGAAUUCAUUUUGUGUGAAUACAACAGAGAUGCAGAUUCAUAUAGAUCACCGUGGUCAAACAAAUACCAUCCACCAUUGGAAGAUGGAGCUAUGCCAUCCACAGAAUUGAGGAAACUUGAGAUUGAAGCAAAUGAAGUAUUCACAAUCUAUCGUGACCAGUAUUAUGAAGGUGGCAUUUCAUCUGUGUAUAUGUGGGAAGAUGACGAGGAAAGUUUUGUCGGCUGUUUUUUGAUAAAGAAAGAUGGCUCAAAGACUGGUCAUGGUCGAAGGGGAUUUCUACAGGAGGGAGCAUGGGAUGCCAUUCAUGUUAUUGAGGUGAGGCUAGAAGAUGAAGGUACAGCCAGCUAUUGUCUAACAAGUACAGUCAUGCUGUCCUUGACAACAGAUAACAAUGCAGCAGGGACUUUCAGUUUGUCCGGUUCAAUUAGAAGACAGAUGAAGAUGAAGCUCUCAGUUGCAGAAGGCCAUCUUUGUAACAUGGGUCGAAUGAUCGAAGAAAUGGAAAGUAAGCUGAGGAAUUCACUCGAUCAGGUCUAUUUUGGGAAAACAAAAGAGAUGGUUUGCACCUUGCGGCCACCCUCAGAAGUGGUGCAUAUGAAAUUACCCGACAAAUGACCACUCUGCUUAUACAGAGCUAAAUUGGCACAGCGGAUCGAUAGUUGUAAGUCAUUUUUCUACUUCUGUAACUGUGUGAUUUGUGAUUGUCUUUUCCAAUCUCUAUUUAUGUUGAAAGAAGAAAAAGCUGUUUAGUGAGUGUAUUGAUUUUAGGGCUUCACGGUUUAGUAGUUUGUCAUGUUGCAAAUGUGAGUUGGAUUUCUGAAUUGAAAAUUGCAUUUGAUUCUUCUAUGUUUUCCUUGGUUGCCUUCAAGUACAACAAACUGAAUGGUAAAAUUAUUUUGCAAAAUUGUUUUACA
Messenger RNA from Benincasa hispida (wax gourd), 1316 nucleotides. The record is from RefSeq and is a predicted model, not a curated record. Lineage: Eukaryota; Viridiplantae; Streptophyta; Magnoliopsida; Cucurbitales; Cucurbitaceae.